Molecule: messenger RNA, 1114 nt
Organism: Schistosoma curassoni
Lineage: Eukaryota; Metazoa; Platyhelminthes; Trematoda; Strigeidida; Schistosomatidae
Source: the annotation of a GenBank genome assembly
GUCAAACGUCCCUGUAUCUGGCCUGAGGUAGGCGGGUUUUCGAUUUCCUUCGGCGUGAGUCAUGGGCUUUCAAAAUUUCAGAGGGAGAGGAGGUGGUUCACGUGGUUCCCAGGGUGGUUUUCGAAGAGGCUCCAGGGGAGGAGGAUUUUCUGAUAAGUUUCAAAGUGGUCCACCUGAAGAGGUUGUCGAAGUUGGAGUAUUCGCUCAUCCAUGUCAAGAAGAUAUUGUCUGUAAAAUCACAUCGGAAAAAAUACCUUACUCAAAUGCUCCUGUUUAUUUGGCGAACAAAGAAGAAAUAGGCAAAGUCGAUGAAGUUUUUGGCCCAAUUAAAGAUGCAUACUUUUCAAUCAAACUUUCAGAUACACUUAAAAGUAAAUCUUUUCAAGAAGGCGUUAAGUUUUUUAUGGAUCCUGCCAAGUUUCUCACACUUGAUCGCGUGAUGAACCCAAAUUCUAGUAGAGGGAAAAGAGGUGGUCGUGGUGAUCAAAGAGGUGGUCGGGGCGGACAUGAUUUUUCACGUGGUCGAGGAAGGGGGGAUUCUCGGGGUGGUCGUGGCGAUUUCCGAGGAGGACGUGGUGGUUCUCGUGGACGGUGGAGUGAUGGAGGUGGUCACAGUAAUCGAGGCGGAUUUCGUGGUGGGAGGGAAAUGAAUGGUCAGCGUGGUGGUGAACGUCAUUCAUUCGGCGGAAAGCGAGGCGCAAAUUUUUCUGCAUCUAAUACACCACAAAUAGAGAAUUCGGCUUAACGCACUCAACUUAUUUGCAAGUGGUAACCGAGGCAACCCGAAAUAUCAGAUAUGGUUUGUGAUUGUUUAUAUUUUCAUCUACAUCGCCACGCCUCGAAAAUGACAAAAGGUUAUUCAUUAUUAUUUAUAAAUGUCUACGAGAAAUAUCAAUAUUAUUACAGUUCCACCAGGUAAAACCCUCUUACUAUUUGGCCUACUUUCCUGCCCAAAUUUUUAUCCGUUUUCCACUAUUUUGUCUUAAUUCGUUCAACGUUAAUAGGCAGAAACUCUAAAUAUUAAAGAAUCAACAAAACGUUAAGAGCUCCUUUACAUCAUGUAACAAUAAUACUAACUUGCUAUUAUUACAGUAAUGGGGUAAUCAGCCAUUCA